This is a messenger RNA of Darwinula stevensoni, 1437 nucleotides long. The record is from the annotation of a GenBank genome assembly. NCBI's taxonomy places the organism in Eukaryota, Metazoa, Arthropoda, Ostracoda, Podocopida, Darwinulidae.
AUGGGCAAAGGACAGCGUAUGUCUGUACUCAAGCAAGACCACAACGCCUACAACGACAACGAAGUGCUCCAAACAGUACUGAUGGGGCAUGAGCAGCUGUACAGCGUCAUGCUAGAGAAAGAUGCCAUCUAUGCCAAAGCUGACUUUUCUGAUGAAGAUGGGGAGCGUGUAGGCGAGUUGGAAGCACUCUUCGCCGAAAUGAACGGCUGGGAAGCCGAAAGCGAUGCAGCAUCCUUACUCAGCAACCUAGGUAUUUCGGAAGACUUGCACUACAAGACCUUGAAAGAAUUGGACGGUAAGCAAAAAGUAAGGGUUUUGCUCGCACAAGCCUUAUUCAACGACCCCGAUAUUCUACUCCUCGACGAACCUACCAACGACUUGGACGUAGAUACCAUCGUGUGGCUAGAAGAUUUCUUGGCAGAAUAUGAGAAAAUCGUACUAGUUGUAUCGCAUGAUCGCCACUUUUUGGAUGCGGUAUGUACGCACAUCGUCGAUAUCGACUUUAGUAAAAUAAAAAUAUACUCCGGUAACUAUACCUUCUGGUACGAAUCGAGCCAACUAGCAGCCCGCCAAGCAGCCGAUCAACGCAAGAAAUCCGAAGAUAAAGUAAAGGAGUUGCAAGAGUUCAUCCGCCGAUUCUCCGCCAACGCCUCCAAAUCGAAACAAGCAACCUCCAGAAAAAAGGCUUUGGAAAAAAUAGACCUCAGCGAAAUACAGGCCAGCACCCGCAAAUAUCCUGGGAUUAUUUUCAAUAGUUCAAUGGCGCGCGAAGUAGGCGACCAAAUACUCGAAGUGCAUGGACUCACCAAAAAAAUGGGAGGCGAAUAUCUUUUCAAAGACGUGAGUUUUACCGUCAAUAAAGGUGACAAAAUAGCCUUUAUGUCGCGUAACUCGUUGGCUACCACGGCAUUACUCAAUAUACUAUCUGGCGAAGACACAGACUUCAUAGGGCAUUUCAGAUGGGGUGUUACAGUUACAACUGCCUAUUUGCCUACCGAACACGACCACUUCUUUGUAUCGAAUGAUAGCUUGAUAGACUGGUUGCGCCAAUAUACUGACAAUAAAGAUGAAACCUAUGUGCGUGGAUUUUUGGGACGGAUGCUGUUUGGUGGAGAAGAGACGCUAAAGGCAUGCUCGGUGCUUUCGGGAGGCGAAAAGAUGCGUUGUAUGUUUAGCCGCAUGAUGUUGCAAGGCGCCAAUGUAUUGCUUUUCGAUGAGCCUACCAACCACCUCGACCUAGAAAGUAUCACCGCACUCAACAAUGGGAUGCGUGACUUUAGAAGCAAUAUUCUUUUCACUUGUCGCGACCACGAGUUGACCAAUACUGUGGGCAACCGAAUCAUAGAAAUAUCGCCAAAUGGUAUGAUAGAUCGCCAAACCACCUACGAUGAGUAUAUCUUUGAUGAUCGAGUAAAAUCCUUACGAGCGGAGCUGUAA